GGGUGCCAGGCCUGGGCUCCUCUGCGUCCUUCCCUGGGGCAGGGGCGAAGCCUGGACUUGACUGUGGGCGCCGAGCCCAGCAGCCCCCAGGAGGCCGGUUCCCCUCGCCCUCCGCCUCCUGCUGCGCCCGCGUCGCCCGCUCGGUUCCGGGACCGGCUGUCUGGGCCCGGGUGGCCGUCUCGGCCGCCGGGGCUGUGGCCCUCGGGGCGGCGGUAGCCGCGUCAGCACUGGGGAGGAGGAGGAGGAGGAGGAGGGAAGAUGGCGUCGGAGCUGGAGCCCGAGGUUCAGGCCAUCGACCGGAGUUUGCUGGAAUGUUCAGCCGAGGAGACCGCAGCGAAAUGGCUACAAGCAACUGACCUCACUAGCGAAGUGUACCAGCAUUUAGCCUACUAUGUACCACAAAUCUACUGCAGGGGUCCCAACCCCUUCCCGCAGAAAGAAGACACGCUGGUGCAGCAUAUUUUGCUGGGACCCAUGGAAUGGUACCUUUGUGGGGAAGAUCCCGCGUUUGGAUUUGCAAAACUUGAACAAGCAAGCAAGCCCUCUCGCCUCUGUGGCCGUGUCUUUAAAGUGGGAGAGCCUACGUACUCUUGCAGAGACUGUGCAGUUGAUCCAACUUGUGUUUUGUGCAUGGAGUGCUUUCUGGGAAGUGUUCACAGAGACCAUCGCUACAGGAUGACAACCUCAGGAGGUGGAGGUUUCUGUGACUGUGGUGACACUGAAGCUUGGAAAGUGGGUCCUUACUGUCGGAAACAUAAACUGAACACCUCUGAAAUUGAGGAAGAGGAGGAUCCUCUUGUGCAUUUGUCAGAAGACAUGAUAGCAAGAACGUAUAACAUUUUUGCUAUUAUGUUUCGAUAUGCAGUAGAGAUAUUAACCUGGGAGAAAGAAAGUGAAUUGCCAGCAGAUUUAGAGAUGGCAGAGAAGAAGGACACCUAUUAUUGCAUGCUGUUUAAUGAUGAGGUUCACACCUAUGAACAAGUGAUUUUCACUCUGCAGAAAGCUGUGAACUGUACACAAAAAGAAGCCAUUGGCUUUGCAACUACGGUCGACCGAGAUGGUCGUAGGUCUGUUCGAUAUGGAGACUUCCAGUACUGUGAGCAAGCAAAGUCUGUCAUUGUGAGAAAUACCAGUCGACAGACAAAGCCUCUCAAAGUUCAAGUUAUGCAUUCAUCUAUUGUUGCACAUCAGAAUUUUGGUUUGAAACUUUUGUCUUGGCUGGGGAGUAUUAUUGGCUAUUCAGACGGCCUUCGCCGGAUUUUAUGCCAGGUUGGUUUGCAAGAAGGACCCGAUGGCGAAAACUGUUCUCUUGUAGACAGAUUGAUGCUUAACGAUUCCAAGUUGUGGAAAGGUGCGCGGAGUGUGUAUCAUCAGUUGUUCAUGAGCAGUCUACUUAUGGAUCUGAAAUACAAGAAGCUGUUUGCCAUUCGAUUUGCGAAAAGGUACCAGCAGUUGCAGAGAGGGUUUAUGGAAGAUGACCACGAGCGAGCGGUGUCGGUGACCGCUCUGUCUGUCCAGUUCUUCACCGUGCCCACGCUGGCGCGAAUGCUCAUCACGGAAGAAAACCUACUGGCCGUCAUCAUCACCACCUUCAUGGGUCACUUGAGGCCCCGCGAUGCCCAAGGCAGGUUUCAGUUUGAGCGGUACACUGCUCUGCAGGCGUUCAAGUUUAGGAGAGUCCAGAGCCUCAUUUUGGAUCUCAAGUAUGUGCUAAUUAGCAAGCCAACCGAAUGGUCGGAUGAGCUCAGACAGAAGUUCCUGGAAGGCUUUGAUGUCUUUUUGGAAUUACUGAGAUGUAUGCAGGGAAUGGAUCCAAUUACUCGUCAAGUAGGACAACAUAUUGAAAUGGAACCUGAGUGGGAAGCAGCCUUCACACUCCAGAUGAAAUUAACACAUGUCAUUUCCAUGAUGCAGGACUGGUGUGCUUUAGACGAAAGGGUCCUCAUUGAAGCAUAUAGGAAGUGCCUGGCCGUGCUGGUGCAGUGCCACAGCGGCUUCACUGACGGCGAGCAGCCCAUCACGCUGAGCAUCGGCGGGCACUCCGUGGAAACGAUCCGAUACUGUGUUUCCCAGGAGAAAGUCAGCAUUCACCUCCCAGUAUCCCGCUUACUUGCAGGCUUGCAUGUGUUACUGAGUAAAAGCGAAGUGGCAUAUAAGUGUCCAGAGCUGCUACCUCUAAGCGAACUGAGCCCACCUAUGUUGAUAGAACAUCCUCUUCGGUGUUUCGUUUUAUGUGCCCAAGUGCACGCUGGGAUGUGGAGGAGAAAUGGCUUCUCGCUGGUAAACCAGAUUUAUUACUACCAUAAUGUGAAAUGCAGACGAGAGAUGUUUGACAAGGAUGUGAUCAUGCUUCAGACAGGUGUCUCCAUGAUGGAUCCAAAUCAUUUCCUGAUGAUCAUGCUCAGCCGCUUUGAACUGUACCAGAUUUUCAGCACUCCAGAGUACGGGAAAAGAUUUAGUUCUGAGACUGCACAUAAGGAUGUGGUCCAUCAGAACAACACUCUAAUUGAAGAGAUGCUAUACCUCAUCAUAAUGCUUGUUGGAGAAAGAUUUAACCUUGGAGUUGGGCAGGUCAGUGCUACAGAGGAAAUCAAACGGGAGAUUAUCCAUCAGUUGAGCAUCAGACCUAUGGCUCAUAGUGAACUGGUCAAGUCUUUGCCUGAAGAUGAGAACAAAGAAACCGGCAUGGAGAGUGUGAUUGACUCCGUGGCCCACUUCAGGAAACCUGGAUUAACAGGGCGAGGCAUGUAUGAACUGAAGCCAGAGUGUGCCAAAGAGUUCAACUUGUACUUCUAUCACUUCUCAAGAGCAGAGCAGUCCAAGGCAGAGGAAGCUCAACGGAAAUUGAAACGACAAAAUAGGGAAGAUACAGCUCUUCCACCUCCAGUGUUGCCUCCGUUCUGCCCAUUGUUUGCAAGCCUGGUGAACAUUUUGCAGUCCGAUGUCAUGUUGUGCAUCAUGGGAACAAUCCUGCGGUGGGCUGUCGAGCACCAUGGCUAUGCCUGGUCAGAGUCCAUGCUGCAAAGGGUGUUGCAUUUAAUUGGAAUGGCGCUACAAGAAGAAAAACAGCAUUUAGAGAAUGUUGCAGAAGAACAUGUAGUAACGUUUACCUUCUCUCAGAAGAUCUCGAGACUCAGGCUCACCGAGCAGCUGAGUUUGCGCGACAAAGACAAGGCCGAGAGGAAGCGGAAAGCUGAGAUUGCCAGGCUGCGCCGGGAAAAGAUCAUGGCCCAGAUGUCCGAGAUGCAGCGGCACUUCAUCGACGAGAACAGGGAGCUCUUCCAGCAGACCCUCGAGCUGGAUGCGUCCACCUCCGCGGCCUCGGAGAGCAGCCCGAUGGUGUCUGAUUUGGUACUUACAGCACUGGGCCCGGCACAGACCCGAGUCCCCGAACAGAGACAAUUUGUUACCUGUAUAUUGUGUCAAGAAGAGCAAGAGGUGAAGGUGGAAAGUAGAGCAAUGGUCUUGGCAGCAUUUGUUCAAAGAUCAACGGUACUGUCCAAAGACAGAAGUAAAUGCGUUCAGGAUCCAGACACCAGCUACGACGUCGAGAACGGCGAGUUCCUCUGCCCGCUGUGCGAGUGCCUGAGCAACACGGUCAUCCCUCUGCUGCGGCCUCCCAGAGAUACCUGGAACAGCAGGUUAAAUUUUUCAGACCAGCCGGACCUGAAGACUGCCUCUUCAAAGAAUCCCGAAAAUAGAGAUAAAUUACAGCUCCCUGAAGGGUUUAGGCCUGACUUUCAUCCUAAAAAUCCGUACUCUAAGAGCAUCAAAGAAAUGCUAAGGACGUUUGGAACAGCCACUUACAAGGUGGGCCUGAAGGUGCAUCCCAAUGAAGACGACCCCCGCGUGCCCGUCAUGUGUUGGGGAAGCUGCGCCUACACCAUCCAGAGCCUAGAAAGAAUUUUGAGCGACGAGGAGAAGCCCUUGUUUGGCCCUUUGCCGUGCAGACUGGACGACUGUCUGAGGUCACUAACAAGAUUUGCGGCCGCACACUGGACAGUUGCGUCGCUCUCGGUGGUACAAGGACACUUUUGUAAACUCUUCGCAUCAUUGGUGCCUGGUGACAGCCGUGGAGACCUCCCGUGCGUCCUAGACAUCGACAUGUUUCAUUUACUGGUGGGCCUAGUUCUCGCGUUCCCUGCGCUGCAGUGUCAGGAUUUCUCAGGGAUCAGCCUGGGCACCGGAGACCUUCACAUCUUCCACCUGGUUACCAUGGCCCACAUCAUCCAGAUCCUGCUUGCCUCGUGCACAGAGGAGAAUGGCAUGGAUCAAGAAGAGCCCCCCGGGGAGGAGGAGUCAGCCGUUCUCAGCCUGUACAGCACGCUCCGCGAGCACACAGGAAGUGCCUUGAAAGAAGCACCCUCCGGCUGGCACCUGUGGAGGAGCGUCCGAGCUGGGAUCAUGCCUUUCCUGAAGUGCUCCGCUCUAUUUUUCCAUUACUUAAAUGGAGUUCCUUCCCCACCCGAAGUUCAAGUUACGGGAACGAGCCAUUUUGAACAUUUAUGUAACUAUCUUUCCCUACCAAGCAACCUCAUUCGCCUCUUUCAAGAAAACAGUGAGCUAAUGAAUUCACUGAUUAAAAGCUGGUGCCAUCACACAGAAGUUAAACGCUAUCUAGACGGUGAAAGAGACGCUAUCAGCUACCCAAGAGAACCGAACAGACUUCUAGACCUGCCGGAGGACUACAGCAACCUCAUUAAUCAAGCGUCCAAUUUCUCGUGCCCCAAGUCCGGUGGGGACAAGAGCAGAGCCCCCACGCUGUGCCUUGUGUGUGGAGCCCUGCUGUGCUCCCAGAGCUACUGCUGCCAGACGGAGCUGGAUGGCGAGGACGUGGGCGCCUGCACCGCGCACACGGACUCCUGUGGCUCCGGCGUGGGCGUCUUCCUGAGGGUGCGAGAGUGCCAGGUGCUGUUCCUAGCCGGCAAAACCAAAGGCUGUUUUUACGCUCCUCCUUACCUUGAUGACUACGGAGAGACGGACCAGGGGCUCAGGCGGGGCAACCCCUUGCACCUGUGCGCGGAGCGCUUUCAGAAGAUCCAGAAGCUCUGGCAGCAGCACAGCCUCACGGAGGAGAUCGGCCACGCACAGGAAGCCAAUCAGACCCUGGUGGGCAUCGACUGGCAGCAUCUAUGAGAACACACCGCCACCAAGGACAUUGACUUGGACUUUGGAGAAAGGAAAUAGGACAUAAGGUCUUCUGAAUUUGGAAAUAAAUUCUCUAUUUAAGCUUUCCUUCCAGCUUUAUUUGUGUAGCUCUGGCUCCGGAGACUGGAUGAAACAACUUGGCCAGCGGCAGCAGGUCCCGGUAGCCUGCACUGUUCUGUUAGCCUCGAGUCGGACUUGUUGCCUCGCAGGCCCCGUGGAAGGCUGGCCUGGGCCCUCGCACCACAGAGGGUGCGGGAGCUGGAAACCAUGUCUCUGGGGUCGCUGUGCCUCCCGGUGGCUCGGGCCCAGGUGGGCCUUUCCCUGCACUGAAGAGCCGCCAGGAGUCCUCAGAGCGAAGCAGCGGCCUGUGAGGCUGGAGUGUCCCGGCAGCCAUCUCCGUGCCCGGCUGCCGGGGUCGAGUGGCACUUGUGAGGGAGGAGCCCACGAGGAGGGGCAGGUUGGCCGUGUGCUGCGUGCGGUCCCGUGCUAUCGCUGGUGGAAUGAUUGUUACUAUUUUAAUGAGGCUUUUGACGCUGAGAGGAAAAAAAACUCACUUUAAAGGGCUUUUAACGAAAACUCAAAUAUAUCCUAGUUUUUCAGACGGAAUAUGGUUCUCUGGUAUCAUUUCUACAACGAAGCUGAGAGAGCGGGAGCUUCUAGAAUCAAACCAGGCGGGGAAUGAGCACCUGGUGUUGUAAGGUCCCUGGUCCCCCAGCAUUCCUGGCAGAAAGGGGAGCAGCUGCUUGCCUGCGGGGCACCUGCACACCCAGGCCUGUGCCCAGCAAGCCUUCGUCCUCGCCACCUAGUGACGGAGCGGAAACGUCGGCGACCACACAGCCUCUCCGUCCAGGGACACGGGCUCGGCUCGCUGGACCCCUGGCCGAGAGUGCUGGCCCACUGCCUGGAGGACUCAGCCCCAGCCUCCCAGAGGGGCGGCGGCUGGGGCAAGGGGAUCAUUUUGGCUCUUGACGGGUUUUUGUUUUUAAGACGACUGCGUGCAAGCCUGUCACCCCACUGCGCCCCUCCCCUGAGCUGUGUGCCACGCACAUGCACACGCACACAAAGCACAAGUACAGAGGGGUGCGAGCAGCACCCAGGCUGUGAGGUGCCACCCGCCUCUGGGCUGGGUGGCCUUGUCCCUUUCUUGGUCGCUGUCACGUCUCAUUUCCUUUAGCUUUGAAAGUCCACCUUCUCUGGCGUUUCCCCAUCCGUCCUCCCUGCUGACAUUUAAAAUCCUGAGAGCAGUGGUGUGUGGGACCGUCCACGGAGUCACAGCAGUGCUCCAGCUGCUAGACCCUGCGGCUGAGCACACAGCCUGUCCCCGGCCCUCCGGCCCUUCUCUGAGGGUGCCCAGGGCUCCGGGACACUGUGCAUUGACACGAAAUAGCAACACACACACUUGUAGCUUUCCCGUGUGUGGUGUUGAGCUAGUUGUCUCCCUAGCGAAUCAUCCCAGCUUUCUGAUUUGUACUGCAUGUAUCAUGUUAAUUGUAGAAAUGUUCAUAUAACAUGCUUUCCAUAUCAGGGAAAAUCCUAUCUGUUUAAUAAAUUGACUAUGACUUUACUAUCUGUGGACAACUUGUAAAAUUUGGAAUGUAUCAUAUGUAAAAAGUUUAAAGGGAUCCAAAUAAAUGUCUUCGGUGUCGGCGUCA
Molecule: messenger RNA, 6800 nt
Organism: Echinops telfairi (small Madagascar hedgehog)
Lineage: Eukaryota; Metazoa; Chordata; Mammalia; Afrosoricida; Tenrecidae
Gene: UBR2
Product: ubiquitin protein ligase E3 component n-recognin 2
Exons: 45
Coding region: 259-5136 (1625 amino acids)
Biological process (GO): ubiquitin-dependent protein catabolic process via the N-end rule pathway
Cellular component (GO): cytoplasm; ubiquitin ligase complex
Molecular function (GO): zinc ion binding; ubiquitin protein ligase activity
Source: RefSeq, a predicted model, not a curated record